AUGGGAGGCGGUAACGGACAAAAGAGUGCGGCGGCGCGUGACCGCAACAACGCGAAGAAGGCCAAGGAUGCCAAAGCCAAGAACGCCCCUGAAAUCCGUGCCAAGAUGGAAGCCGACCGCACGGCGGUGAAGUGCAAGAUCUGCAUGAUGACGUUCAUGAUCAACGUGGGGCGCAACCAAUUGAACGACCACUGGGUGAGCAAACACCAAGACAAGGGGUUCACCCUCGAACAAGCCUUCCCCAACCUGGCGGCGGCGUAAUUGGGCUGAGAUUCAAACCAGCAUUGUCACGUUGGUUGGAGUGCUGCUGUCAACGAGACCAUUUGCCAUUGCAUUUCCAACAGUGCUAUUUAACAGUGAAAAAAUAGUUCCGGAUGGAUCAUUCUUGUGUGCUCGACUAUUAAACUACU
This is a messenger RNA of Aphanomyces astaci, 410 nucleotides long. RefSeq lists its product as hypothetical. Lineage: Eukaryota; Oomycota; Saprolegniomycetes; Saprolegniales; Verrucalvaceae. The transcript is spliced from 2 exons. The coding region runs from base 1 to 261 and encodes 86 amino acids. The record is from RefSeq and is a predicted model, not a curated record.